Messenger RNA from Rotaria sp. Silwood1, 1812 nucleotides. Lineage: Eukaryota; Metazoa; Rotifera; Eurotatoria; Philodinida; Philodinidae. The record is from the annotation of a GenBank genome assembly.
AUGAGUUUCUCGCAAGUGACACGUGAAAAAUUUCUUCGUGAGACUCACGCAGCAACAGAUUCUGAAGUGGCCUAUCUCGAUUCUGUUUACCAAUUAAGACAUCAACGCCGUGAAGAUACAAGAUCAUAUUGGCAACCAUCCGAAAUACUCGAUGUCUGGCUAUUUCAAGGCACUUGGGAACAAGCAAAUGAUCCAGCACUACUCAAUCGACUCGCGAUUACACAUAUCAUUAAUGUUACUGAUAAGAAACUUCAUGAUCCAUCACGUCAAAUACUUCAUAUUCAGAGCAAAGAAGGUCGUUCCGCUGAUCUUUUAGAAUCGUUUAAUACAACAAAUUCAUUUCUUGAUACAUGCCAUGAACAAGGCUAUCGAGCUUUUGUACAUUGUCAUCGUGGUGUAUCUCGUUCUUCAACAAUUAUUCUCGCCUAUUUGAUGCAUUGCAAAAAAUGGAAUCUUUUACAAGCCUAUGAAUAUUUGUUGACCAAACGACAACAAGCAUUACCAAAUCCCGUUUUGUUUCUUCAGCUUAUACGUUAUGAAAAUAGUUUGAUUGAAGCAAAGACAUAUCAAACACUUGAUAGAGUCUUUGACAACAUGUUGGAAUACUUUGAGAUAGAAGAAAAUACUCUUGGCAUGACUUUAACAUCAGGGACAUGUACCUUACAGAAAGAUGAUAAAAAUUUGAUUGGAAUAAGUAUUGGUGGUGGUUAUCCAUAUUGUCCUUGUUUAUAUAUUGUGCAAGUAUUUGAUGAUUCGUCAGCAUCAAAAGAUGGAUCAAUAGCUGCAGGCGAUGAAAUUGUUACAAUUAAUGGUAUAUCAGUAAAAGGACAAACAAAAACUGAAGCAGCUAAAUUUAUUUCAGCUUGUCCAUCACAAGUAACAAUUCAUUAUAAUAAACUACAUGCUCGACCACAAGAUGGAAAAACAUUAGAUAUCAUUUUAAAAAAAGUCAAACAUCGUAUGAUCGAAUCCAUGAGUUCAUCAACUGCUGAUGCUUUGGGUCUUAGUCGGGCUAUACUAUGCAAUGAUACUCUGGUUAAAAAACUUCAUGAACUUGAACAAAUAGCAGAUUUCUAUCGUGGUCUUAUCAAACAUGCACGUAAAGUGCUGAUUGGUAUAUAUGACUUAUCUCAUAUACAUCGUAAUUUUGGUGAUGCAUUUGCUAAUAUUGGUGCUCGUGAACCACAAUUUAAUGCAUCACAAGCAUUCACAAAAUUUGGUGAUGCUCAUCGACAACUUGAGCAAUAUGCUAUAACGCUACUUAAAACUGCUGCACCCAUGGUUGCAGAUUUAAAUACAUUUUUAACAAAAGCCAUUCCUGAUACUCGAUUAACUAUUGAAAAAUAUGCCGAUGCAAAAUUCGAGUAUUUAUCUUAUUGUUUAAAAGUAAAAGAAAUGAAUGAUGAAGAAUAUAUGUUUGCUGCACAAUAUGAGCCACUUUAUCGAGUUGAAUCAGGAAAUUAUGAAUAUCGAUUAGUACUUCGAUGUCGACAAUUAGCUCGUGAACGUUUUGCUAAAAUGCGUUCAGAUGUACUUGUUAAAUUAGAAUUACUUGAUCAAAAACGUGUUCAAGAUACUGUCUUUCAAUUACAUCGUUUGAUAACUGCUCUUGAUAAAUAUCAUAAAGAUAGUAAUGAAAUUAUGAAAGAAGUUGAUAUAUUUCCAAUUGAAGUUGAUUUGUCUUUACCAACCUUUCGUAAAAAAGAAAAUCAUGAUGCUGAUCAAUUCGAUGAUAAAACUGAACAAGUAAAUGACAAUAGUAAUCAAGACGAAAAAACCGAUGAUAUAGAUCUACUUAAUAUUGGAGAUUAA